Nematostella vectensis (starlet sea anemone) is the source of this 6383-nucleotide messenger RNA. RefSeq lists its product as uncharacterized. NCBI's taxonomy places the organism in Eukaryota, Metazoa, Cnidaria, Anthozoa, Actiniaria, Edwardsiidae. The transcript is spliced from 20 exons. The record is from RefSeq and is a predicted model, not a curated record. Bases 1185 to 3539 code for a protein of 784 amino acids.
CGCUUGCUUAAUAUUUGAUAAAGAGAUUAUAUUUUUUACUUAUUUCUAUCAUAAGUUCCAAAGAAAUUUUUCAAGCCCAUCGUGGCGUGGUUAUAGAACAUUCUUUUACAGGUCAGGAGAAAAUGUGUUUUCGGAAAGUGAUGAAUGCGUGUAGUUUUGUGCGUUGUCUGCGUAGCAAGCGAUUUCUUUGGGUUUGAGCUGAAUAUGACACAGACAAUUUUGUGCGUGACAUUCACUGGACGAGAAAGGUGAAGGCGAUAAAUCAUUUUUAUGUCGAUCAGAUAAACUGCUAAUUAGUUGACGAGUGAUGACAAUAAGCUCAGUAAUAUUUCAAACGCCCAUUAAUCAGCUUUUCGCACAUAGUACAAAAGAACUGUCUAUCAUUGUUAUCUUCCAAAUUGACUUGAGGACUGUUUUAUUACUUGACAAGAAUAAAAUAAUAAAAGACAAUGAGUGAUGAUAAAUAUUUUUGCAUACUGCUGAAAAAAAAACUAUUAUUUUCUGGUAAUUUGUCUUUGGUUUUACUCGUUAUAUCAAAAAAAGCUUUUGUCUGCAAAAUCACUUCUUUUGUUGAAAGCGUGCCAUUACAAAGCCGUUUUCGGUUGCAGUAUAGCAAAGGAAACACCCGGUAAUAGUAAUUGAGCCCCUCGAGCAAACAAGAACUUGUGAAAACUUUCGGAUAAUCAGCACACCACAAAUCGUCGCUUUUUCUUGAAAAAAAAAACAUAUACAGGACGCGAUGGAGCGGAGAAAAGAGACUGUGUUUGGAUCGGCCUUAAAUAUAGCUAAUCCAACCUAAAAACAAAAGCUGCCAUAGCUAAACACAGUAGAGUAAACACUCCAAACCUCAAGACUGUUUUGUUGAGGAAAAAUUGAAUAUCCAUUGGUAUAAUUCGGACUGAGCUAGUGCCUAAUUACUGGAUUAUUGAGAAAAUGGACGUUUUCUGUGAAAAAUGUCAUAACAGAAGAAGUUAUGUGAUACCUUAUGGGUUUAAUUUCACUUAGACAUUCCUAACGUGACCCCAACAACCGUUCGUUUACCUUUCGUUUAAGCAUUAACUGCUAAUUCGUGAAUGGUUGUUUUGCAAACUACUGAGCAAAAACGGCAUGUUAUCCAACUCAAACCGAUCUCAAUAGCUUACUCCUAGUGUUUGAGCCGCUUGUUGGACAUUGGGUUGGACAAGAUGCACUGGUUUGAAGAGAAGACGCUUGUUUUUAGUGAGGACACAAAUGUAAACACGCUGACAAAACACUGUAGUCAAAAGAUAAACGGCCAGACACUAGACGGAGACAAAGACAUUUUCUUCAAGCAACAGAGGCGAGAAGCUAAUUCUUUUCUUGCAAGCAAUAUACGCAGUCAGUCCGAUAGCUUAGACUGUCGUUCUAAACACGAGGAGCAAACUCAGACAUUGACAAAACGUCAUACAUACGGAUACGAGAAAAAAACUCCACGUGUUUUAGAGAAGUUUUACCCAGUAAGGAAUACAAAGAACCUCAAAGCCGUAAAGGAAAGGCUACCAGACUUCGCUGUGCAACAAAAAGAUUCAGGGAUUCAGAGUAAAUUGAAUAAAAACCUCGGUGCCCUUUACAAGCCCUCCCCGGUGCGACCACGUCACCGACGGUCAUAUUCCUACAAUCAACCUGUUAGCAUCUUGCCGAAUAAAAGGCACUACUAUUCUAUUAAUACUCAAACUAAAUACGGCUUUCAAAAUAGGACUCGCAAAGGAGUUAAUGGACGGCAGAUUAACACAGUCAGAAACUUAAGAAAGAGUAGUUAUCACGAGAAUGGCAUGGACGCCGCUCUUUGUAACGAAAGGCAGAGGUCAAUUUCUCUUUCCUCUAUACGCGAAGGGGUAGCGAGAGAAACCACCCAGCAAGUCGUCCAUAUGGAUGCGCUUGAUUCGAGUUCGGACGAGGGUGCCGAAUGGGGUUCGGCCUCCGACUCGGAAAACGAGGAUACUGCUGAGUUAGAUUUUCCCAAACUGCGAAGGCCCAUUGACCGGUUCCGAAAGAUUGUUCGACUCUUGUGCUUUCUUCUCAAGAUCAAGUCAAGUACAGAUCGGAAAUACAACCAGCCCCAGCACACUGUGGUGUUUGAGCAGCUGCAAGAGUUAGCAGAGGCCGGCGUCAAGAGCGAUGACGGGAUGGCGUUUGAUCCCAACUACUACAAAGCCGUUAGAGAAAUAAAACUGAGUCAGGACGCAGUGCAGAUUUUGUCGAUGUCGCCAGGGACGCGCACAGAUGAGCAGCUUCAAGGGGCGCUGGUUGCACUGAAGGCAAGCGUACCAGCAUUCGGAGAGUACCCCUUAAAGAUGCAGCAACAGCUUGUUAAAGUGGGCUGGUAUGAGAGCUUUGAGGCUAAACGAGUUAUAAUUCGCCAAGGGCACCCCGCAGAAAAUUUUUACUUUAUCCUCUCUGGCACAGCGUUGGUGACUCUGCUGUUCGUCGACCCCGUCACGGGAGAGCAAAGGUCAAACACAGUAGCUGUACUCGGGAAAGGCAGUAGUUUUGGGGAGUUAGCGUUACUUCACCACAAGACACGUAGUGCAACUGUGCUUUGCAAGGAAGAUGUGGCGCUGCUUGCUGUCGGCAGAGAGGAUUUUAGGGAUAUUUUUAUGAGCUACGAAGACGGCAAAGAACCGGACCACAUCCAGUUUUUAAGAACCGUCCCGUACUUGAAGGGGGUACCGCUGGACCAGUGCUUGACAAGACAUGAUCUCUGUAUCUUCCACUACUUCAGACGCGGUGUUGUUAUCGUCAAAAACAGCAGUACUGAGUGGAUAUAUAUAAUAAAAUCGGGUUCAUGCCGAGUGUUGACGAAUCUGGAGAAGAAAAAGGCGAUGCUUAGUCCUGCGCCGACCCCAAGUAAGAGUCCGCUGACCAGUCUGCCCGCAAUUCCUAUAGACGAGACAGAAAGAAGGCGUGUCUUAUAUACUGCAUCCGGGGAUCGUCGCGUUUCGCGCACAGCAUGGUCACCUGAUAAGAAGAGACCGCGAACAGAGCCAGCACAUCACAGCGGAGACCUCACACUCCCUGCUAUAGUGGACGAGACUGAGAGAUUUAAGAAGACGGUCAAAAAGGUCAACUUUGCUUUGCCUUGGAUAGAACGACUCAACCAAAAAAACAUCCAAGGUGAAAUUGAAGCACACAAGAUUCAAAUUGAGAAACUUCACCGGCAGCUUACGGAAUGUAGCAUUAAAAGUGUUGAUCUUAACAACAACAACCAGACCACCAGGACGGAGCAUGUCUGUGUACAGAUUGAAGUCUUGAAGCCCAAGGACCAGUUUGGGCUGUCAGAGAUUCUCCAUGACAACAAGGCUGUCAAGUGUCAUUUAGUCAGCAAUGGCGCCGAGUGUAUUCUUAUUAAGAAAAGUUGGUUUCUUCAAGUUGCAAGUGACUCGAUGUUAAGGACUCUCAGAGGGCAGAUCUCGCCUUACCCUUCACAAGACACACUAGAACAAAAUCUACAAGACAAAGCAAACUGGGAAUCUUACAAAACUCAGACGAUUAGCAACCUCUUGGAUACUCUACAAUUAUAACACGUCACUGAGAAUUAGAAUUAGAAUUUCGCACAUACAAACUUCUUCACGAAAUAUAAUCGUUAUGCCAAAAAAAUUUUAUUUUCUAAAUUAUUAAAAGGUACUAUUUAUUAAUAAACAUAGCCUGAAUGUAUUUCCCUUUUGUUUUUACUAUGAUAUUGCGGUGCUACAGGGGCGUGUCACGCCUUGAAGUAUUUUAUGGCACGCCCCCACCAUGAAUACCCGCCACUCCCCAACCCCUCCCCUGCUGCGGCCCUGUGUCAGUGUUAGGUGAUUGUUGUGAUAAAACCUGCGUGGCUACCAAUUCGCCAAUCAUGUGGAGUUGUUUGGUAGCCUCGUUUUGGUGCAGAGCUUGAAAUUGGAUUGUGUACUGUAUUUUCUUGGCAGAAAUUCGACCUUUUUCGUGGUGUUUCUUGUUAUGGUUUAUUCAAACUGGACAUUGCUGCUCCCGUCUCUGUUUAUAAAGCAUUUGGGUUCAUUUGCAGUGUCCAUACAGUAGUACGUCACCACACCAUAAUGUUCAAUUAAGUUUCCUUCUCUAUCCCGCCUUUUCCUCCACAAUAAAUCUUCAGCAAUAACAACUGUUCUUUCAUUUCCUUCCUCAAGCUCAAACCUGAUUAAAUUCUUAACACCAGAUUCAUUAAGUAUGUCUCUCCGUCCGUUUAUUAUUGCUUUCCGAAUCUGAGAGCUCAAACAUGAAUGAUGAGUCCCUUGCGACUUCUUUCCUCCUGUUUUUACUUGUUUGCAAUCACCGUAAUUGACAUGGAUAAUUGUUUCGUCCUUGUUUCCUUCCAUAGUCAUUGGAUUCUUAAUAAACUUCUGUACAACCCCAGGAAGAACCUUAGUUGAUUCACUCUGCUUGUGGGAGCUCCUUGAAUCGCAGCCGCUGCUUCGAGUUCUCAUACUUGUUCGACCAUUCAUAUCUCACUCCUUCACUUAUCCCGUGUUGUUAUAUUGGAUAUGAAUGCACCACAACUUCUUGUUUAUCAUCCUCUUAUCAUUCUAUCAGGUGCGCUAGUCCAAGAAAUACUGCCAUCACUAUUAUCUCGCAAAUAGAGAAUUCCCUGAUUUAUUACUUGACAGAAACAAGACCUCGAACAAUUUAGCGUUAGUGCCACUUGUGUUUACAGAUUCUUAAUUUUGGAGCAUCGUUGCCAAUAGCCUUAUUGCUUUGGAUUCGGAUAAAAGUAAAAAAAAACCCAAACCCAAAAUAAAAAUAUUAAUAGUAUAUGUAUAUUUUUUUCGAUCUGGUGCGCAAUAGCUUGAAAGCAUUUGUCUUUUUCAAUAAUAUUCCGUUUAGCCUGAAGUCGGAAACAAUUAGUUUUUUAGCAGGUGCAUCUGAGAAUAUCCCCUAAUUAUUUAUUCUGAAAGAAGGACGUGUUUUGUUUUUUUCUCAUAGUUGCUGGGCAACUCUGUGCGGCAAGGUGCUCGCUCGUCCGCCGCUUACCGAGAUUUUGGUUUUCUCGACCAGAAGAAGUUUUGAAUAUUCAAGAAAAAGGAUUUGAAUUGAAAAUUUGCCACAGCACAUAGCUGAAAGCUACGACGAGUUAAUGUAAUCGAAAGACCUCUUCCUGAGAUAUCAGUGUAAUGCGAACCUUCCCAAAUGGAGUAAACACUGCACACGCCAACUCCACUGACUUGAUGGCGUUACGUGAACACAAGACAAUAACUUAUGACAACGAAACAUUCAAGCUCCCACCGCUAUCCCAAGUCGACUGUUUAGCACUGCACCGAGUGGACAACAACUCGAUAGAACGAGAAAACCAAGCGAGACUUGCGCUAAUGGAGCGCCGCCAGAAACGAGUGGUUACUAAAACUAUCAAUGGGAGAGAGUAUGAAUUUGGGCGUAAGAAAAAACGAAAGCAAGAGCUUCCAAAUGGAGAAGCGCCUCCAAUUUCGCAGAUCGUGAUGGGGCCUUCUGGAGAUAGGGAACUUCCAACGAAGACACACCACAAGAUGAGGCAUUACCAGCCACGCAGAAAGGACAAUGUGAACCUGCCCCCUAUAUCCCAGGUCAGCUGCUUGGGACCGCAACCGAACGAAGAGAAACCUCGGGUCAUACCAGAUAAAUUCCAAGUCCAUGAUAGGGAUUCAGAGUACGUGAAGCUCGCAAAAACAGGGGGGCGCCAUGAUCUGUUACAUUAUGUGGAGGCAGAGCCUACGCUGAGGCGAUCCAGGGGGGUGCAGUAUCGCCCAGAGAGUAAGGACGCUUUACCAGCGCUUAAGACAAAGUCUUGCGAUGACCCCACCUGGAUGCCAUCACAGUGGCAGCCACUGUCUCCCAUUAAAAAAAGCACAGAGGAGACGAGUAAGGAACCGUGAGCAUAUGGUCAUUGCGUGUUACUGACUGUAAAUAUGUACAUGUUGAUGUUUGUUGUUCAGGACUGAAAUGUGUUUACUCCUACUUCAAAUAAACGUUGAGCCGGCAAUCAAUUCUGAUCUUGUAGAAUGUUCUUGUACCACAACUCGGUAGAAAGUGAAUAAUAGCUGAAACAUAUAAUCAUAUUUCAGUCGAAACACGACACACAGAUAGCCAUGUUUUUCUGUGUUUGGUUUGUUUGCUUUUAGUAACCCGCGCAAUGCAUUGUGCUUACAGAAAAGUAUAGUCUUAUAAAAAAUAACAGAAGGUAAAAAUCCAAAUUGCACGAUGACUAUUUUUAAAACAGACCGGGUGAAGCAGAUAUUCUAUUUUCCAUGAUGCUUUGUAAGCUGUUAACCCGGUGCACGACAGACAGCUCAUCAGGCUAAACGUUAGAAGAAGAUAACAUAUGCAUCUCAUCAGGCUAAACGUUAGAAGAAGAUAACAUGCAACAAUAAUGCAACAAUAAAACUAUUAUAGAAGAA